CUCUACCAAAUAGUUGCUCCGCCCAAAACCCAACACCAACCUCUCAAAAUGUCGAAAAUUUCCCGGCCAACAUUUCUCCAAAUCAUACUCUCUCUCCUCAUUUUCAACCUGCAAUUCCAUGGAAACUCACAAACCACCAUGGAUCCAGAGCAAGCAAUCCUACUGAAGCUGAAACAACACUGGUCCAAUCCACCCUCCAUCAAACACUGGACCUCAUCAUCACCAACAAACACAACCUCAAUACACUGUACCUGGCCUGAGAUCGCCUGCGCCGGUGGCUCGGUGACCGGACUCUCACUCCUUGACAAAAACAUCACCGGAACAAUCCCACCAUUCAUUUGCGACCUCCAAAGCUUGACCCUUCUCGAUCUUCAAAAUAAUAACAUCCCCGGACUAUUCCCUACCGUCCUCUACAACUGUUCCAAGCUUCAAACACUUGACCUUUCGCUUAACCGUUUCGUCGGCCCAAUUCCCGGUGAUGUCAACCGGUUAUCCUCUCGGCUCCGGGACCUCAACCUCGCCUACAACAACUUCAACGGCGACAUUCCCGCCUCAAUUGGGCGGUUGUCCGAGCUCAGGACUCUUCAGAUUCACCUGAAUGAGUUUAACGGCACGUUCCCGCAAGAAAUUGGGAACUUGUCAAAUCUUGAAUCGCUAUGGAUGGCAUUCAACGAGUUUUCACCAUCGAUGAUACCUUCGAGUUUUACGGAGUUGAAGAAACUCAAAAGUUUGUGGCUGUCGACGGCGAAUUUGAUCGGAAAAAUCCCAGAGACAAUUGGGAAUUCUACGGCCUUAAAGCUCUUGGACUUGUCGGCAAACCAGUUGACAGGUAACAUUCCUAGUGGUCUGUUUUUGUUAAGGAAUUUGACUACUCUGCAUCUUCAAAGAAACAAAUUGUCUGGUGAAAUUCCCAGAUCAGUUGAAGCUUUGAACUUGGAUAUGAUCGAUUUAUCAGAGAAUGAAUUGAUAGGGACAAUACCAGAUGAUUUCGGAAAACUGACAAAGCUGCAAGGUUUGGCUCUGUUUUCCAAUCAACUUUCCGGCGAAGUCCCAGAGAGCAUUGGCCGCCUUCCGGCGUUGCAAGUUAUUCAGUGCUUCAGUAACUAUCUGUCAGGGGAAUUGCCACCGGAUUUUGGGAUAUACUCAAUGCUCAGAGAAUUUCAAGUGGCAUCCAAUGGGUUUAUAGGCCGACUGCCUGAGAAUUUAUGCGCUAAUGGAGUGUUGAUACGUGUCACAGCAUCGGACAACUAUCUGACCGGUGAAUUGCCAAGUUCACUUGGGAAUUGCAGCAGCUUGUUAUCUGUUAGGGUGCAUGGUAAUCGACUUUCCGGCAACAUUCCGGCAGGUUUGUGGACAUCAUUCAAUUUGACAACUUUGAUGAUAAGCGACAAUAUGUUCACCGGUCAUCUUCCUGUGAAAUUGGCAACAAACUUACUGCUGCUUGAGAUCAGUAACAACCUGUUUUCGGGUGAAAUUCCGUGGAAUGGGAUUUCAUCGUGGAGGAAUUUGAUGGUGUUCGAUGCAAGCAACAACCUCUUUAACGGUACAAUUCCACAAGAGUUAACAUCUCUCCCCCUUUUGACCACCCUUUUGCUUGAUAGGAAUCACUUUUCUGGGAAUUUGCCUUUAAAAAUAAAGUCAUGGAAUUCACUAACGACUUUAAAUCUGAGCGGAAACAGACUAUCUGGGCAAAUUCCAGCUGCUAUUGGUUUUUUGCCUGCCCUUACUCAUUUGGACUUGUCGGAAAACGAAUUGUCGGGUCAAAUUCCACCUGAAAUUGGUCUUUUAAGGCUAAAUUCACUCAACCUCUCUUCGAAUAGUCUCACUGGGAGAAUCCCUGUUGAAUAUGAGAAUGCAGUUUUCAAUAGCAGCUUCCUAGACAAUCCUGGUCUUUGUGCAACUAACCCAUUACUAGGUCUUGAUGUUUGCUCAUCCAGCAACCGAAAAUCUAGAAAUUUAUUCUUCCUGCUUUUGGCUAUCUUUGUACCAAUAGCAAUAGCUCUGUUCGUGUUAGCUAUUAUGUUUGCAUUCCAUCUGAUCAAAAAUCGACCAAAGAGAAAUGUUGGAUCGGAUUUGAAGUGGACCGUUUCUUCAUUUCAGAAGUUGAACUUCACAGAGUUGGAAAUUUUGUCCUGCUUGAGUGAAGAUAACAUUAUAGGAAGGGGUGGUUCGGGGGAAGUGUACCGUGUUGCUGUAAAUGGCUCACCCCUUGCUGUUAAGAGGAUUUGGAACAACAGAAAUUCGGACCGGAAUAUCGUGAACCAAUUCCUUGCAGAAGCAGAAAUACUAGGCAGAAUUCACCACUCCAACAUUGUGAAAUUGUGGUGCUAUAUGUCAAAUGAGGCCUCGAAACUUCUUGUUUACGAAUAUCUGGAAAAUGGUAGUUUGUAUGAAUGGCUCCAUGAAAGCAAGAGGCAGCCAAGUGUAUCAGGUUCUUCAGUCCAUCGUGGUGUACUGGACUGGCCCACAAGGUUCAAGAUUGCAGUUGGAGCAGCCCGGGGGCUGUGCUACAUGCACCAUGACUGCUCACGACCUAUUGUCCAUCGCGACAUGAAGUCAAGCAACAUCUUGUUAGAUACCAAAUUCAAUGCCAAAAUAGCAGAUUUUGGCUUGGCCAUGACAAAGCACGCCGAGACAAAGACAAUGUCAUUUGUGGCUGGCUCAUUUGGGUACAUUGCUCCAGAGUAUUUUGAAACCAAAAGAGCCAACGAGAAGAUUGAUGUGUUUGGCUACGGGGUGGUGCUUCUGGAAUUGGCUACUGGGAGGAAAGCCCCUGAUGGAGGCGAAUAUGCUGGCCUAGCCGCAUGGGCACAUCUUCACAUGCGCGACGGCAAACCCAUAGAAGAUGCAUUGGAUGUGAAAAUUAAAGAAGCUUGUUACUUGGACGAAAUGACGGAUGUGUUCAAGCUAGGGAUCGAUUGCACUGACCAGGUUCCUUCCAAUAGGCCCGCCAUGGACAGGGUUCUGCAAACUCUCCAAGGUAUGAAUGUUCAGGAUGAAUAA
This is a messenger RNA of Cornus florida, 3003 nucleotides long. RefSeq names its product receptor-like protein kinase HSL1. Gene Ontology annotation, biological process: protein phosphorylation. Gene Ontology annotation, cellular component: plasma membrane. The record is from RefSeq and is a predicted model, not a curated record. The transcript has 2 exons. NCBI's taxonomy places the organism in Eukaryota, Viridiplantae, Streptophyta, Magnoliopsida, Cornales, Cornaceae. The coding region runs from base 49 to 3003 and encodes 984 amino acids. Gene Ontology annotation, molecular function: protein binding; protein kinase activity; ATP binding.